CACUCCUCGCUGGUCUGGACUUCAGUUCACCUUCACAAUGGCACCAGUGAUCAUGUGCACAAAUUUCGCUGCGAGGAUUUCAAAUAAUUAUACGUGGAGAGGCGUGAAGGUCAGCCGGGUUGUAAAUAAUGUUGGUCGCUGCAUGUCCUCUGUUCCCAGUUUUAAGGCCUCAGAGCUUCACAUUGAUUUCUGUCCUCCUGAUCAACUGAAGAGCAAACCAGCAGUGAAGGAUUUAGUAUUUGGCCGCAACUUUACGGACCACAUGCUAAAAAUAUAUUACAGUGACAAGUCUGGAUGGGGCAAGCCCAGAAUAACACCCCUACAGGAGCUGCGGCUUCAUCCAGCUGCGAAAGUACUUCAUUAUGCAGUCGAGCUUUUUGAGGGUAUGAAAGCUUUUCGUGGUGUUGAUGAUGCAAUCAGAAUUUUCCGGCCAGAUAAAAACAUGGAACGUAUGAAUCGAACGGCAGCUCGGUCAUCUCUUCCCACUUUCGAUGGUAAUGAGUUAAUCAAGUUACUAAAGAAACUUAUAAGCAUAGAUCAAGAAUGGGUGCCACAUUCCGAAUCAUCUAGUCUCUACAUACGGCCUACCUUAAUUGGCACCGAGCCCACCUUAGGUGUUCAACGACCAACUGAGGCACUAUUGUAUGUAAUAUUGGGCCCAGUUGGGCCUUACUUCGCAAGUGGGUUUAAGCCUGUUUCUCUGCUAGCAGAUCCCAAGUAUGUGAGAGCCUGGCCAGGGGGUGUUGGGAUGAUGAAAAUGGGAUCAAAUUAUGGACCAACACUGGAGAUUCAGAAACAAGCUGAGGCACGAGGUCUGCAUCAAGUACUAUGGUUGUUUGGUCCAGAACACAGAAUCACAGAAGUUGGAGCAAUGAAUAUUAUGGUUUUCCUAGACAAGGGCAAUGGAGAAAAAGAACUUGUGACACCACCUCUUGAUGGCUUAAUUCUUCCUGGCGUGAUAAGAGAUUCAAUAUUGUCCUUGGCACGACAGUGGCAAGAGUUCACAGUAUCAGAGAGGGAUAUAACUAUGGAUGAGAUCAUUCAAGCAAAAAGUGAAGGGAAGCUUUUAGAAAUGUUUGGAGCAGGCACAGCUGCAGUAGUGACACCAGUGGGAGAGAUUCACUAUGAAGGUCAAAUAGUGAAAAUUCCCACUAUGGAGCACAAGCAUCCACUCACACAGCGUAUCUUUGAUGCUAUCACAGACAUACAAUAUGGACGUGUCAAAAGUGAAUGGACCGUCCCUAUUGAGUGAAAUGAGAAUAGAGAGAAAUUCUGGUUUUGUGACUCAGAUGCAGAUUUCUGAAUACAGGUGCAUAUUGGUUAAUAGUGUGUUAACAUUAGAAAACUUUUAAAGUAUAUUAUUUUAAUUGUUAAUAUACUUAAAAUUUUGAAAUGCAGUUUUAACAAACUAUUUUCUCAUGAGUGUUCAUUUGCAGAUAUAUAUUUUGGAACCAUUUGAAAUCCAAUAGUCUGCUAUAAAUAGAUUUUAGUUCUAAAAACUAUUAUGCUGAGAACAGUUGUGUUAAACAACUGAAUAUUAAUGUAAAAUAUUUCCUCCAAUAUUACUGUGAAAUUUUACUUAUGCCUAUGACAGGUAAUGGCUUUUAACACAUACAAAUGCUAAUCAUUAUACAGUAUUAGAUGUAAAAUUAAACCUACUGUAUCUGAUAGUCUUUUGUAAUACAAGCAGUUAAAAAUAGUUACUUAAGGCACAGAUGAGCCACAGGAUUGUUAGGAAGUAUUUCUUCGGUCUGAGUGGCUGGGAAGUGGAGGCAUGCUCCAUAUAUAGUUUUAAGAGCAGGUAUGAUAGAGCCCUUGAGGCUAAGAUAGAGUGAAUCUGGAGAGUGGCAAGUUAAGAGGCAGGGCUAGGAUGCGAAAAUCAACCACAAGUAAGCAAGCACAGACCACACUAACAAUAAAGAUGUUAAUCGCAUGAGCACUUCUAAUUGACUGUGUAAAAUUCGGUAUAUAUUCAAAAAAAUAACAGAAUUAAGCAUUAAACCCGGUAUUCAGAAAAAAAGCAUAUGGUAAAGCCAGAAGGUUGUAUAUUAUGUACUUUAUUAUUGUAUAGCAUAUUUAAAUCAGUAUUUGUGGCAAUUUUAGUGUAAAUAUUCGCUUGUGUACAAAUAAUCAAAACUACAUUAGAAUAAUUAGAUAUUAUCAUUUGUUGAUAAAUCACAAACUAAAAAAACAAGCAGCUGGAAAAGAUUAAAAGUAAAUAUCAAUAAAUUAAAAACAAAAAUAUAUGUGAACCAGUAUUUAUUACUUGGAAUAAGGAAUGUAAAUGUUUUCACUUGUUCACACACCAGUAAUUUUUGCCUCCCAAGAUCUGCAGGCAAUUUAGAUAGCAUUUUACUUAUCAGCUUCAUAUUGAUUUGGAUAGAUGCUCGAGUCAUGUGUGUAGGGCAAAAGGAUUGUAAAACUAAGCAGAAAAACUAGUAAUCACCAUAUAAAAGAUAUUGGCAAGGAAGGUCAUGAAUUACAGUACUGUAAAACUUCUCUUCCUUCUACAACACUGGGAGGGAUGGGGAUACUUUCCUGAGCACCAGUGACCAGAGGAAAAUCUGCAAAAUCAUUAAAUGUACCUGACACAAGGAAUUUAUAUUGUAUGAGGAAGGAAGGGAAGGGCUGUACUGUUGCAGGCAGUUAGGAAAGGCAUGCACUAGAGGAUGCCAGUCGAACACAAAUAUGCAAAACAUUUUUCACUUCACUGUCUAAAUUUAUAAAUUAGUAAUGCCAAGAUGUUGAAAAUUUGUAAUAAACUAAUACAUAUAGUAAUUCAAUGGAGUGCUCAAACUUACAGUCUAAGGGGCCUGAGAUUACUGUUCCACAUCUGGUUGGAGAAUUCUUAUAUUCUGUAGUGCAGAAGAGGGACAGAUUGGUAGUCUCAGGACUAUUAGGCUGUUGGUUCUAAGUCCACUCUUAGUAGUAGUAUAUAUAUAUGUGUAAACUCCAAACUUGUCGGGGUCAUACAGUACCUAGGGAAUGGGUGGUAAUCAGAUUUGAUCCAAGGAGAUUGUAGGUUCAGUUCCUAGAAUUAAAGAGUCCUUCAGCAUUAAGGCACCCUCCUUUAAAGGACUUAGUUGAAUGCACUGCCAAGUUCACAGUAAGAACUAGCAUGGUGUAUGGUUUAAGGAUUCAUACACUGCCAGAGUUAAGACCUCCAUAUAUCACUUGCACUCUAUGUAUCACCAGGACAUUGCCUUGGCAAAUAUUGUAUAUACAUUAAACCCUACUGAAUUCAGUUAAAAGAAAGUAAAUUAGCUAAAAAAUACUUACAUUUAACUUACUAAUACUGUACAUUAUUUGUUACUUUCAAGUUGAGGAUGCAUAACAUAUUGAAGUGAGUGGAGAGAUUGGCUGUGGAUCUUUUCCUCAUCCUUUUCAGUUACACUAAGGAUUACUCAUUGCACCAGCCCUUGCUGUGGUCAAAUCACUGAUUCACUAACAAACACUCGUGAUGUGUGCACCAAUCUUCAGAAUCUCGAUUACCUUUUUUUUUUUAUAUAGGCAUAGUUUUGUGCUUAAUUAUUUUGCUGCACCAGCAUCACCUGUACUUCAUUUGGAAGACAUGAUAAAUAUCCAGAGGUGAGAUGGCAUGAGGAAAACCUGAGCAAUGUGCACUAAACCAAAAUCAUGCAGUAUAUUUGCAUGUAUGAGAGGCUAGUUUGACAACAUUCUUUCACCCUCCCAGGCAGCAAUAAGACAAUGAAGUUGCUUAGUGCUGCAGUGCUCCUUAAUGGAAAUGGGCCCACUUCUAUUGAAAGUGAAAACCUAAAUUUAAAUCACAUAAUACUUUAUAUGCGAGCUAUGAUUGUGUGACUUAAGGUUUCUACAGCACAUAAAUUGAGCAGUGAUGUAUCCCUUGGUGUAUAGAUUCAGAAUUUAUUUUAAAUUUCUAUUAUAGGAAUUAAGGUAUCCUUUUUGUGGAUUGUGACCUUAUUGAUUACCAUGAUAUCAAUACACAUUAAACCUAACAUCUUGCAUAAUUGGCUACUACCUUCACACUAUACACCUCUCUCUACUUUGCCCUCAAUAAACACAAUUCAAUAUAUAUACCCUCUAUACACCAGUUGUGUCAAGUUGCCUGUCCAUAUGACUAAUACAGAGACCAUUUUAAAUUUGAGAUAUGCUCUUUUUCAAAUUAAAAGCAAAUUCUAAAUAAGAGAGAAAUUACUGAUGUAUUCAGCAACAUUCCUACUUUUGCAGAUCCUCCCUGCAGCACUGUAUGACCCUUUUGUUUAGUGUUUAAACUUUCUUGAUUAUAAUAUUCAUUACCACAGUACUAUAUUUAAUCAAUCUUUUUUGUCUUGCAUUUCUCAAUAAACUCCCUAUGUAGCAAUACUAUAGCAUUCAGGUUUACUUUUGUUCAUAGAUUAUUAAUAAAGUAUUCUGCAUGUGCAAUGUUUUAUCUUAUCUAUAAUAUAGUAAUUCAUGUAUAUAUAGAACUAUUUUCAAAUAUGAUUUUGUAUAGUUUAUCUGUAGGCUUACUUAUUUUAAUGUAAAUUUUGUAUCUGGUUUAUAAGUGAACUAUAUAAAAAAAAACUGCUGAAUCUCUUAUUUUACACAAAACUUUUCUAGAUGUCUUUUAAGGUAUAUUUUUGUAUAUUCAUAAGUUUUAAACAAAAUUGAAUGAUUUGUAUUAUUACAUGCAUGAGUGCUACACCCAUAGGGGGUUAUACAGAGCCUUGGAAAAUGGGAGGCAGUCAGAUGCUAUCCAAGGAAGGGGAGCACCGGUCUAAUUCCUUAGGUCAAGAACCUUUCACUGACAUCAAGGAACCUUCCUUGACCUGAAUACUGUCUGUAACUUGAGUUUAGAGGAUUAAAUACAGAGCAUUUGUAGCAGCAAGAUGCAUUUGUUCAUUUCUGCCAAUUUAUUUUUUGGUUUGUUAUAAUAGUAAAUGUUUGAGAAUGUGUCUGUACUUAUGUAAAUAAAUUUUUAAAUUUAA
Molecule: messenger RNA, 4949 nt
Organism: Cherax quadricarinatus
Lineage: Eukaryota; Metazoa; Arthropoda; Malacostraca; Decapoda; Parastacidae
Source: RefSeq, a predicted model, not a curated record